AAAGGUUAUGCUUAUAUUAUUUUUUUAAAGUCGGUAAAGAAAUACCAGUAAAGAUUAAAAAGAUUUAGUACGGUACUAACAGAUUUUAUGUAUUCAGAAUUUAAGUUUAAUAAUUUAAAAAAGUUAUUCAAGUGAAAUGGACAUUAACGAUAAAAUAGCACUACUAAAACUUGAGGAUGAAAGUAGUGAAUUAAAGUACCAAUAUAUUAACGUUUUUAAAAACCCUAGUAAGCUUCCAAUAAAUCAAAUGCAUUUAGAAAGGACAUGGAAGGAGUUAAAGAAAAAAAUACCAAAAGACUUUGAUCUUUUUAAUGCAUCUCCAGAUGAAAUAGAAAAUGCUUGUUUUGAGAAGAAAACCGAAAUUCGUCCUGCCCUUGACAAAAAGUGGUUGCCAAAAGUUCAUUUUUCUAAUUAUCAACCGUACUCUUUUGCGAACGACACAGAAGACUAUGAGUGUUAUAUAGAAAAAAAUUUGCUAUUUCUUGAAGUUUUAGAAUAUUUACUAAACUGCAAUUAUCAUCAGUUUUGGUGUACAAUACUUUUUGAACCUUUGGCAACAGUAUCAUUGAGGAGUUUUCUGUUAAGCCCAAUUUUACCAUUUCAAACAUCGUAUUUAGAUAGUGAAUAUCUAGAAAUAUACAAAGCGAUCUAUACAAAAUUUAUUCUGGUGUAUCGAAAGUUACUGUUAUUUAAACAAAACGAAGUAGAGUAUAUGCCAGAAUCAUUUGGUUUAUCAAAAUUAAUAGAGCAGAAACUAUUAAAUUUGCCAAUUGUUGUAACAUUAGCACUUUUGUACAAGGAUACACAUUUAGAAUUUGUGAAUAAAGUUUCCAAUAUUUAUUUUGAAAACCCAUUACAGUCCGACUUUUUAAUUAAAGAAGUGGAAUCUACAGUUGAUGAGAGCUUUCAUAUUUUAGAAAUGAUCAAUGGCUACCUCAAUGGGUUUGAAGAAAAUCAUAUAAUGAUUCCUAUUUCCAUAGAAAAGCGACCAGCUGUUUUCAGUUUAAGUUGGGUUUACAGUUUGGUCACUUACUUAUUGAGUACUGUUGCGACAAUAAAUGUAUUAUUUCAUUUUCAUAAACCUGCCGUAGAAUUUGCUUUAGACAAAAAAUAUCCAUAUAGCGUACCGUAUCUUUAUGUGAGUAUUUACAAAGAACUUUAUCAAUUAUUACAAGGAAGAGACGAAUUAGUAACCCAAGUUGACUUAUACGAAAAGGUAGUGAAUGAAAUAAACUUGGGAAGAGCUGAAAUUGUUGGACUAUAUCAUACAUUUGCUACCUAUUGUUUAGACAAAACCUUAGAAAAUAUAGAUGAUAGUACAAAACAACAAACAUUUGUUGAGGACUAUUUAAAACUGAUGACAACAGCAUUGGAUGAUGAAUAUUUUAUAUGUGAUUAUAAUUCUACCAAUAGUGUUGAAAAUUUGAAUGAAAUGUUCCAGAGUUGUUGUGAUAUAGAUUCGACUCGUACUGAGUUUCUUGUGACUUGUAUUAAUAAAUUACCUCGAAAUAAAACCCUGGAAGAAUACUUACAAUUACAAGAUUCAGGAAUUGAGACUACAUUUAGGAAUUUUGCACCGGCACAGAGGAAUCACUUUGCCGUCGUAGAACCAGAAGCUGGACCUUCAGGUGUGCAGAAUCAUGAAAAGAAUGCGGAGGACAUAGAAGAGAAAAUACAGUACAUUAUGGACAUGUUUCCUCAUAUUGGAGAUGGUUUUGCCCUUCAAUGCCUCGAAUCGUAUAACUACAGUACUGAAGAUGUGAUAAAUGCCAUAUUAGAAAACAACUUGCCUCCUCACUUGUCAGAAAUUCCAUUUGACCAGAUAAGAAUACCUCCAGAACCCGAACCAGAACAACCGAUUUUAGCUUAUAAAGGCAAGAAACCUGAAUAUGAUGAUGCAUUAAAAUUAUUAAACGACAAAAGGGAAAUUAAGGAAAUAAAGAACUUGGUAUUAGAAGGAGUACAAUAUGAAUAUGAUCACCUCUAUGACGAUGAAUACGACGAUAGGUAUGAUGACGAUGUUGCAAUUAGAGUUCCUGAUAAUCCAAUCACUGAAGAGUUAGCAGUCUUUAAUCCAAAUAGGAAAAACCAAAAAGAAUCAGAAAGCGAUGAGAGCUCAGAGGAAGAAGAAAAGGAUAGUGGUUCUCGUCCUAAUAAUAAACUGAAUUUCUGCGAAGAUCCGGCCAUAUUAAGAGAAAGGAGGGAAGCUAGAUAUAGAAAUAGGCCACAAGCUAGCACUACAAAUAAGCCAAAGCCUGACGUAGUUGGUAAAGCUAAGGGCCAAGGACAGGACAAAUCUGUACUGAUUAACAGACAAAAGAAGAGCGUCAAUAAGUCGAGUCACGGUAAUCACAACAGAAAAGGCGGAGCUCAGUGGAAAAGGAGCAGAGGAAUGUUUCCAUCAUAGUAUUGUGCUUUAAAUAUUAUUUCGUUUAUUCCGUUUCGUUUAUCUCCUAAAAUUUUUGUUAAUUUCGUUUUGAUUUUUUUAUAACUAAUUUUAAGAGAAUGUUAUUUAAUUCAAAUAAAACAAACAUUUUGUUUAA
Messenger RNA from Sitophilus oryzae (rice weevil), 2543 nucleotides. RefSeq names its product activating signal cointegrator 1 complex subunit 2. The transcript is spliced from 13 exons. Gene Ontology annotation, molecular function: ubiquitin binding. Bases 137 to 2407 code for a protein of 756 amino acids. Lineage: Eukaryota; Metazoa; Arthropoda; Insecta; Coleoptera; Curculionidae. Gene Ontology annotation, biological process: regulation of DNA-templated transcription. The record is from RefSeq and is a predicted model, not a curated record.